Messenger RNA from Branchiostoma belcheri (Belcher's lancelet), 1245 nucleotides. RefSeq names its product signal peptide, CUB and EGF-like domain-containing protein 2. Gene Ontology annotation, molecular function: calcium ion binding. The transcript has 10 exons. The record is from RefSeq and is a predicted model, not a curated record. The coding region runs from base 76 to 1245 and encodes 389 amino acids. NCBI's taxonomy places the organism in Eukaryota, Metazoa, Chordata, Leptocardii, Amphioxiformes, Branchiostomatidae.
UAGCUUCAAGGCAGUCAAUUUGGUCGUGGACAGAGAGUCGACCAGACGCGACAAGACGCGACCAGACGCGACAAGAUGAGGCAACUUGUUCUGACCGCGUUUCUGCUGGGUUCUCUGGCGAUGGCUUCGGCUUCUGAUGUCGACGAAUGUGCCAGUAACAACGGUGGGUGUGCCCACACGUGCACAAACAGCGUCGGAAGCUUCAGCUGCUCUUGCCGGGCCGGCUACGUGUUGAAUGCUGAUGGUUUAGCCUGUGAUGAAAACCCCGGUCUCGAACCUGCCAGCAAUUUCGGGGACUACCAGGGCUACAGGAUCUGGUCGUCCGACCGUCACCAGCGUCUGUCCUACUCAGACGCCCGGGACGUCUGCCGAAUUAACGGGGGCACACUGGUGAUGAUCAAGGACAGCGCCAAACAAACCUUCAUCGUGGACCACCUGAAGAAGGAGAGUACGCAAGGCGGCCGAGCAAGGAGGUUCUGGAUUGGCCUGGACGACCUUAACGACGAGAACGUUUUCCUCUGGAACGACGGAACACCUCUGGGAGCUUUUGACAGCUUCCAGUCCACGGCUCCGCACACGAUCAGGGACUGUGUGACUCUGAGCAAGAAAGCUAGGCGGGCCCCUCGCUGGGACAUCAAACCAUGCACCAACAGCUACUCGUACAUCUGCCAAAUGGACUUUGACGCCUGCCUGUCCAAUCCGUGUGAUGUGAACGCCGUGUGUACAGACAACCCCGCCCCUGCACUUGACGCCACUUGUACCUGUAAAGCUGGAUAUGAGGGAGACGGAACUUCGUGUUCAGACAUUGACGCCUGCCUGUCCACUUCGUGUGAUGUGAACGCCGUGUGUACAGACAACCCCGCCCCUGCACUUGACGCCACUUGUAACUGUAACGCUGGAUAUGAGGGAGACGGAACUUCGUGUUCAGAUAUCGACGAAUGCGCCAGUAACAACGGUGGGUGUGCACACACGUGCACAAACAACGUCGGAAGCUUCAGCUGCUCUUGCCGGGCCGGCUACGUGUUGAAUAAUGAUGGUUUUGCCUGCGAUGAUGACAACGAAUGCAGCAGAAACAACGGUGGGUGUCAAAGGGUGUGCACGAACACCGAGGGAAGCUUCAUCUGCUCUUGCAAUGGCCAAGAAGAGUUGAAUGCCGAUGGCUUCUCCUGCGAUGGUAAGUUAGGGCUACCUUUGCCAAGAAGGUUAUGUGUGUGUUCGUGUUUUGCCAUCAGCCUUCGGGAUUGA